Molecule: messenger RNA, 2091 nt
Organism: Pogonomyrmex barbatus (red harvester ant)
Lineage: Eukaryota; Metazoa; Arthropoda; Insecta; Hymenoptera; Formicidae
Product: polypeptide N-acetylgalactosaminyltransferase 1
Biological process (GO): protein O-linked glycosylation
Cellular component (GO): Golgi apparatus
Molecular function (GO): polypeptide N-acetylgalactosaminyltransferase activity
Source: RefSeq, a predicted model, not a curated record
UCUGCGACUCCGCGUUGCCGCGUGUCGGCUGCUCCGAAACGGCGAACGGCGAAUGGCGACAUCGCUCGACGUCGGAGCGUUCGCCUCCGCUGUAUACGCUCGACGAGUGCUGGCUGCCUGACAAAAGAUCUGAGCGUUGCUUCGGAGGAUCGCGAGAGACAGCUUGAUGAAAUAAAAUGAUGUGAAACUCCCGAAGUUGAUCAGUGUGUGAACUGACCGUCUGCCUAUACGUAUCGAAGAUAUGAAUGUGAUUGAUAUGGAUUAACGAAUAGCAAAAUGUGGCCUAAAUUGAGACGAUCUCGACGUCUGUCGAUGAUCCUUUUCUUAACCGUCGCAUUUAUAGGCGCAUUUCUGAUUUGGUCUAGGAACAAGGAGAAAAGUGUCAAUCUACAAAAUAACUUUAUCUCGUUCCGAUCACAUGGAAAUCAAAAAGAUUACAUUGAUCAACGAGGAAUUCAUAUAGUAGUUGGUCAUUACAUAGGAGACUCCGUUGAUUCUUUGAAAAUUCCAAAUAUUACAAAAGAUAUUAUUAAUCAAAACUUGUUCAAUCCACGGCCAUUUGAAGGCAAAAAUGGAGAACCUGUAGUGAUACAUCCAAAAGAUUUUUAUAAAAUGCAACAAUUAUACCAAAUUAAUCGAUUUAAUUUAAUGGCUAGCGAUAAAAUACCACUAAAUCGAUCUUUACCUGAUGUUAGGAAAAAAAAAUGCAUUUCAAAGUAUGCAAAUUUAGGUAAAUUACCAAAAACUUCGAUUAUUAUAGUAUUUCACAAUGAAGCUUGGAGUACACUAUUACGAACAGUGCAUAGCGUUAUAAAUAGAUCUCCAAGAGAAUUAUUAGAAGAAAUUAUUCUUGUUGAUGAUAACAGUGAAAGAGAAUUUUUGAAGAAUCCUUUGGAUGAUUAUGUCAAGAAUUUGAGUGUUCCUACAAGAGUUUUGCGAUCCAAUGAAAGAAUUGGAUUGAUAAAAGCGAGAAUUUUGGGCGCAAGGGAUGCCAAGGGCGAAGUUCUCACUUUUCUCGAUGCUCACUGCGAAUGUACGGUUGGAUGGUUGGAGCCAUUGCUCGAAGUAGUUGGUAAAAAUGCAACAAGAAUAGUCGCUCCAGUGAUUGAUAUAAUAAACGAUAAUACUUUUAGUUAUACAAGAUCGUUUGAACUUCAUUGGGGUGCAUUCAAUUGGGAUUUGCACUUUCGAUGGCUAACUUUGAAUGGCCGUCUGUUAAAGGAAAGGCGUGAGAACAUAGUCGAACCAUUUCGAACACCCGCAAUGGCAGGUGGGCUAUUCUCAAUGAACAAAGAUUAUUUCUUUAAAUUGGGCAGCUACGACGAUCAAAUGCGAAUUUGGGGUGGCGAGAACUUGGAACUAUCAUUCCGAGCUUGGCAAUGUGGAGGCAGUAUCGAAAUUGCUCCAUGCUCCCAUGUCGGACAUCUCUUUCGAAAGUCUUCUCCUUACACUUUUCCAGGCGGCGUUGGAGAUAUCUUAUAUGGCAACCUUGCCAGAGUCGCUUUGGUAUGGAUGGAUGAAUGGGCGGAGUUCUAUUUCAAGUUCAAUCCUGAGGCGGCUAAACUGAGAUAUAAACAGCAAAUUCGUUCAAGAUUAGCUUUACGCGAGAAACUACAAUGUAAAAGUUUUUCAUGGUACUUGGAGAAUGUAUGGCCGGAACAUUUCUUUCCUACGGAUGAUCGAUUCUUUGGCAGGAUAAUACAUGCUGCAACAAAGAAAUGCAUUAUGCGACCGACUGCGAAAGGUUCUUACGGGCAACCUUCAGGAAACGCAAUCCUACACUCAUGCAUACCGCGACCGAUGCUCAGCCAGAUGUUCGUAAUGACCAAAAAUGGUGUGAUAAUGACCGAUGAAAGUGUAUGUUUGGACGCACCGGAACGAGAUACGCAACAAAAGACACCAAAAGUGAAAAUAAUGGCAUGUAGCGGUCGCGAAAGACAAAAAUGGCAAUAUAAUGAAAAGACGAAAGUAUUUUUACAUGUGCCCUCUGAGAUGUGUCUUCAGGCAACAGACGAUGACACACUUACAAUAGCGGCUUGUACUAAAAAUUUUAAUCAACAAUGGAUCUUGGAACCAGUUUCUUGGAAGUGA